Molecule: messenger RNA, 1359 nt
Organism: Mercurialis annua (annual mercury)
Lineage: Eukaryota; Viridiplantae; Streptophyta; Magnoliopsida; Malpighiales; Euphorbiaceae
Product: plant intracellular Ras-group-related LRR protein 7
Exons: 10
Coding region: 198-983 (261 amino acids)
Molecular function (GO): protein binding
Source: RefSeq, a predicted model, not a curated record
AAGCUAAGCAUUAAACAAUCUCUAAAUAUAUAAAGUGCCACUAAAAUUCCAACCAAAUCCAAUAAAAAAACGCGGUUUGGUUGGCAUUUUGACCCUUCACUAUACACAAACAUCAAACAUUUUAUGGUAACCUAACCUCCGCUCCUUGGCUUACAUAUUUGAGUCUGAUCGGAGGUUCAACAACCAGCCAGACAAAGAUGGGCUGCUGUGCAAGCCAAAAUGCCGACUCCAAAGCUCAAAGGACUGCUCGCUGGCGAUCCACAGGCAUUGUUGCUAUGCGUGACGCUAAACUUAAGACUUUUCCAGAUGAGAUUCUUGAUCUGAAUAGUAGUGUGCGCACCCUCGAUUUAUCUCACAAUAAAUUAGUUGACAUCCCUAUGGAGAUUAGCAAGUUAGUUAACAUGCAGCGCUUGGUCGUACCGCAUAAUCUUAUCGAGCGACUACCAAUUAACUUGGGAAAACUGCAAUCUUUAAAAGUUAUGACACUUGAUGGGAAUUGCAUCACUUCUUUGCCUGAUGAAUUGGGUCAGCUUGUGAGGCUUGAGCAGUUGUCCAUCUCAGGAAACAUGUUAAUCAGCUUGCCGGAGACAAUUGGGAGCUUGCGCAAUUUAUCACUUCUAAAUGUGUCAAGUAACAAGUUAACGACUCUUCCAGAAUCAAUUGGGAGUUGCUUUUCUCUAGAAGACUUACAAGCAAAUGAUAAUUCUAUUGAAGAUCUUCCGGCAUCAAUAUGCAAUCUUGUUCACUUGAAAUCACUUUCCUUAAACAACAAUAAUGUGAGACAGAUUCCUAAAAAUUUGUUGAAAGACUGCAAAGCUCUCCAGAGCAUGUCCCUGCAUGACAAUCCGAUUUCCAUGGAUCAAUUUCAGCAGAUGGAAGGAUUUCAAGAGUUUGAAGCAAGAAGAAAGAGGAAAUUUGACAAACAAAUAGAUUCAAAUGUGAUGAUUAGUUCUAAAGGGCUUGAUGAGGGCAUUGAUCUAUGAUGAAUUCUGUGAUGACACUCCUUUCAAGACUCUCUAGAUGGGGACAGGUUGAGGCGACGGUUAAUGCAAGGGAAUGGACGAUAAAAAUCUGCAGAGUUUUGGAUUCGAAAUAGCUCAUGUUUAGCUGGGGAUAGAAAAACGCCAUUCUUGAAUGUUGUUCGCGUGUGAAAUAAAUAAAUUAUAUUCACAGCUGAGACUGGUUGUAAAUGUUAUAGCUGUUUCUGUUAGUUAUUUGUCUGUCACAUUGCAGGCUUGUAUAUGCUGCUUACACAGAGUUUUUUAAAGAUGUUUUUUUUUUAAUUUAAGCUACAAGCUGUAAGGUCUAUAUAUGAAUGAUUGACUGUAUAAAAUUUACUAGAAACAUUGUUGCACGCCA